AUGACAGCUCUUCGUCAAUUGGCAUAUGGAGCCCCUGCCGACCAAUCCAAUGAAUAUCUAAGGCUUGCUAAAACCACUGUUAUUGACUGUUUAAUCAACUUCUGCAAAUGUGUAUAUGAAGUAUUUGGGGACCAAUACUUGAGAAGACCAACUGCAGCUGACACCCAACAUUUACUUGAAAUGCAUGAGCGAAGGCAUGGUUUCCCUGACAUGUUGGGUAGCCUUGAUUGUAUGCAUUGGGAAUGGAAAAAUUGUCCCGUCGCUUGGAGAGGUCAGUUUACUCGAGGCGAUCAUGGACACCAACAAUUGUGCUUGAAGCAGUCGCAUCUGCUGACUUAUGGAUAUGACAUGCUUUUUUUUGGAGCUGCGGGAUCACGUAAUGAUAUAAAUGUGCUUUACGAAUCACCUCUAUUCAACAAAGUUUUGGAAGGAGGUGCACCAGAGGUUUAUUUUACAAUAAAUGGCACGACAUAUACUAAAGGAUAUUAUCUAACAGAUGGGAUUUACCCAACUUGGGCUACCUUCGUCAAGAGUUUUCCAUGUCCCGAGGAUUCAAAGAGAAAAAAGUUCAAGGAAAGACAAGAGGCUGCAAGAAAAGAUGUCGAGCAGGCAUUUGGAGUUCUCCAAGCUCGUUGGGCAAUAGUCAGAGGUCCAGUACGAUAUUGGUCGAGAGAUAUAUUGAGAGAUAUCAUGUAUACGUGCAUUAUUUUGCACAAUAUCAUUAUUGAAGAUGAAGGAGAUGUAGUAUCUAAUUGGAUGGGAGAUGAAGAAAAUCAUCCGACGCUGGUAAAACAAGGCUCCACACCCGAAUUCCAAGAAUACCUCCGGAGAAAUUGCGAGUUGCGUGACAGUGAAACACAUCAUCAACUUCGAGCUGACUUGAUUGAACAUAUAUGGGCACUUGACGAAAAUAAUCAAUGA
Zingiber officinale is the source of this 921-nucleotide messenger RNA. Its product is annotated as protein ALP1-like. Lineage: Eukaryota; Viridiplantae; Streptophyta; Magnoliopsida; Zingiberales; Zingiberaceae. The record is from RefSeq and is a predicted model, not a curated record. The transcript has a single exon. The coding region runs from base 1 to 921 and encodes 306 amino acids.